Stylophora pistillata is the source of this 2917-nucleotide messenger RNA. RefSeq names its product acetyl-coenzyme A synthetase, cytoplasmic. The record is from RefSeq and is a predicted model, not a curated record. Gene Ontology annotation, molecular function: acetyl-CoA synthetase activity; AMP binding. NCBI's taxonomy places the organism in Eukaryota, Metazoa, Cnidaria, Anthozoa, Scleractinia, Pocilloporidae.
UUCACGCUAACAUGGCUGCAGCAAGCACUAGUGAGCACGAAAAGGAGCUGGUGGGAUGGUUUUACCCAUCGGAAAAGAUCAAAUCGGAGGCGUAUGUGUCCAGCAUGGAUAAAUACAAAGAAAUGUAUCAAAAUUCCAUCGAAAAUCCAGCUGUUUUCUGGGGCGAGAUUGCAAAAGAAUUCUACUGGUAAGUCCCGCCAAACAAAGACAAAUUUAUGGAGUUUAACUUUGACACUCGUCAAGGACAAGUCUUCAUCAAAUGGAUGGAAGGGGCAGUUACAAAUAUUUCAUACAAUGUAUUGGACAGGAAUUUGGAGAAAGGGCUUGGAAACACAGUGGCUUUUUACUGGGAAGGGAAUUUUCCUGGGGACAACAAGCAGAUUACAUACAGUGACCUCCUCAAAGAAGUGUGCAAGUUUGCCAAUGUUUUGAAAGACAAAGGAAUUAAGAAAGGUGACAGAGUGGCUAUAUACAUGCCAAUGAUUAUUGAGCUGGUAGUUGCAAUGUUAGCUUGUGCAAGAAUUGGAGCUGUCCAUUCAAUUGUGUUUGGAGGUUUCUCAGCAGAAUCUCUGGCUGAGCGGAUACUUGACUCAUCCUGUAAAUUACUUGUCACUGCAGAUGGGUCAUAUAGAGGUACAAACCUCAUCAACCUCAAGGAAAUUUCUGAUGAAGCCAUUGCAAAGUGCAAAGAUAAGGGAUUUACUGUGGAAACUUGCAUUGUUGUUGAACAUGUGACAGGUACCACUGCCACAAGUCCUCAUUCAUCACCAGUUGCCAAGAAACCUUGUCCACCAUCACAGCAGGUCAAUUUUAAUGAUGCGGUAGACUAUUGGUGGCAUGAACUUAUGUCAAAUGCAAGUGACAAAUGUGAGCCAUGUUGGGUGGAUGCUGAGGAUCCAUUAUUCAUGCUUUACACAAGUGGAUCAACUGGUAAACCUAAAGGUGUCCUUCACACUGUGGGAGGUUAUAUGCUCUACACUGCUGUUACCUUUAAGUAUGUGUUUGACUAUCAUCCAGGAGAGAUUUACUGGUGCACUGCAGACAUUGGCUGGAUCACUGGUCAUAGUUACAUCACUUAUGGACCCUUAGCAAAUGGUGCAACAAGUGUACUGUUUGAGGGUACUCCUUUCUAUCCUGAUUCUGGCCGAUUCUGGGACGUUGUUGAUCAAUAUAAGGUCUCCAAAUUCUACACAGCUCCAACAGCCAUCAGGUCUCUCAUGAAGUUUGGAAAUGAUGUUGUGCAAAAGUAUAGUCGUGAGUCUCUGAAAGUACUUGGCACUGUAGGAGAGCCCAUAAAUCCUGAAGCGUGGCUGUGGUAUUACCAUGUUGUGGGAAAUGAGAAAUGUGUAAUUGUUGAUACUUACUGGCAGACAGAGACUGGUGGGCAUGUCAUCACUUCCCUGCCUGGAGCAACACCCAUGAGACCUGGAGCUGCAUCUUUUCCAUUCUUUGGAGUUGUACCAGCCAUCGUUGAUGAACAUGGAAAAGAACUUGAAGGAGCUUGUGAAGGUUUUUUGGUGAUGAAACAACCUUGGCCAGGCAUGGCAAGAACUAUUUAUGGAGAUCAUGAACGAUUUGAACAUGUUUACUUUUCAAAGUUCAAUGGCUACUACACCACAGGAGAUGGUUGCAAACGUGAUGAUAAUGGUUACUACUGGAUCACUGGACGAACAGAUGACUGUAUGAAUGUUUCUGGUCACUUGCUAAGCACAGCACAAAUUGAGAGUGCUUUAGUGGAACACAGUGGAGUAACUGAAGCUGCUGUGGUAUCUUGUCCUCACAGAGAAAAAGGAGAAGGCAUCUACUGUUUUACCACAUUGAUGGAGGGUGUGGAAUUUGAUGACAAGCUCAUAAAAGAACUUAAGCAAAAAGUGCGCUCUAAAAUUGGGCCCUUUGCAACUCCUGAUGUCAUUCAAAAUGCACCUGGUCUGCCCAAGACACGAUCAGGCAAGAUCAUGCGCCGAGUUCUUCGUCAGGUUGCAAAGAAUGAGAGGAAGAUUGGUGAUGUGACCACUAUGGCUGACUCUUCUGUUGUUGACAACUUGUUUGAAAACAGGCCCCAAGUUGAUUUCCUUGUCGAGUAGCAUUACAUUGCCUGUAAAACUUAGUGCUUUCAAUAUAGACUUUGGGUAUUCUUUAGUUUAGAACACAUUCAGCUUAUGUAAAUUUAAUACCCCUUCCUUUUUACAAGUGACAGUUCUGUAGAAUCUUGCUUACUCUAACUACCAAGAGGAAUGAAGUUCAGGCUAGCCAAUGGUAGCUAUCUGCAAUUAGUUACUUGAAACCUUCAAUGCCAAGGAGUGCUGUUUGGCACAGAGUUUUUUAACAUUUUGAAUAUUAUAAUGCAUUUCCAUGUGUACCAUGUUGAGAUCUGCGAAUUGAAGUCACAAAAUUGUGAUUUCAUUCAAUUGAGGAUGUGUUGACCUCCUCUUAUGAAAUACACAUGGGAUGAUAAACCAUAAUUACAACAAGCUGUGAACCAGAGCACUAAAUGAAGGUGUAGUCUAAAAGCAUAACACAGGGCAGUUGGCAUAUUUCUCAACUUUUUCAUAUUUUUUGUUUAAAUCAGUUCUCCUGAAAAGAAAAUGCAGUUGAAAGCUACUAAGAUCAUUUUUGAAAUAUGGUUAUUAGUAGCCUUUGAAUGAUAUACUGUAACUGUACACUUUAUGCUGGAUAAGCUGGAGGUUAGAAGUAACUGAGUUUAAAUAAGUGAUAUUGCUAUUUUAUUUUCUGUUAAGGUAUUUGGAAGUGGGUUUUACACCUGUUGGGGUGAUUGUUAUCUUGGUAGAGGGACAUGAUGUUUUUAUCAGCCUUAAGCUACAAAGGAUAUAUUCUGUUCAUGAUCAUUCAACUACAAGUAAUUAUAAACAUGUAUUAAUGCCAAACUUUGUUUUGACAAUAAAAUGGGAUAGUUAUA